Molecule: messenger RNA, 1125 nt
Organism: Suillus subaureus
Lineage: Eukaryota; Fungi; Basidiomycota; Agaricomycetes; Boletales; Suillaceae
Exons: 10
Coding region: 1-1125 (374 amino acids)
Source: RefSeq, a predicted model, not a curated record
AUGGCAUCUGCCAAAGCCAAGCACUCACAGCUUCCAAAGAUGAAGCAAGUGUCACCAAAAAGGAAGAAUCACAAACAGAAAGCUGUAUCAAGCAACAGUGAAUCAGAAACCAGUGAGAGUGAGGCUGAACCAAAACAUACUUUGAAAAAGAAACCUCCAGGUCCUCCAAAAUCUAAGCAUGUUGUCCAUGAGAGCCAGGCCAGUGAAGAAGAAAUAGAAAUUGAGCCUUUCAUUGAGGAUACUGAAGUUGAAGAGGUAAUCAUGACUUGUAUUAUUGUCAUCUUGAAGUUUUGCCAGACUAAUGGAAAUGUAGAAACAUCAAAGGGGCACUGGUGCAACAUAUGCAAAGAUGAUACAGAUUUUGUUGCAAAGCAUGGAAAACACAAGACAUUCCAUGUCGGAAUAUACAAGAGCAAAUGCAAAGAACUAGGCCUGAAGGAAAAUCACCAUGUGAUACCACAUGAUAUAGUGAAGCUGCAAGCAAAUAGGAAGAAACAAGAGAAGGAUGUCCAACAAAAUCUAGGCCAGAUGUUCCAGAAGUUGCAAAACACAGAGUAUUCAAGGGAGGACAUGCUGUGCACAGUUGCUGAAUUUGUGGUCUGUGAUAAUCAGAGCCUUGUAGUGGCAGACAAACCUGCAUUUAGAAAUUGUUUGGUGGCAAUGCAGCUAAAUGCUAUACUGGCAGACAUACCUUCAACUCAUGAUGUGUCGGCUUACAUCCACAAUGCAUUCAUUGAAUUCAUCAAGGGUCUCAAGGUCCAAAUGCAGAUGAAGGCCGCAUUUUUAGGCUUAACAGCUCACUGGAUCAAGGCUAAUGCCUCUGGUAUAUGGAUGCUUGUUUCACAGGUCAUCGCUUUCAGAGGAAUUAUCAAUGGGCAAUCAAGCAAGCUUUUCUGCAUUACUGCCAACACUACUAGCAACAAUGACACCACUUGCAACAUCAUUGAGAUGCUAUUUCACCACUGCCAUAUAUACAACUUCAAUGCCACUCAACAAUGUCUUUCCUGUCUUGCCCAUGUGGUCAACCUCACUGUCACUGACAUUAUCUGUGGUGUGACGAUCAUACUGGCGCUAGGCACAUAUGAUCACCAGCACAGUUCUUCUCACUACCAGGAAAGGAGAUAA